Molecule: messenger RNA, 1254 nt
Organism: Pistacia vera
Lineage: Eukaryota; Viridiplantae; Streptophyta; Magnoliopsida; Sapindales; Anacardiaceae
Product: transcription termination factor MTERF5, chloroplastic-like
Exons: 2
Coding region: 1-1254 (417 amino acids)
Biological process (GO): regulation of DNA-templated transcription; chloroplast organization
Cellular component (GO): chloroplast
Molecular function (GO): double-stranded DNA binding
Source: RefSeq, a predicted model, not a curated record
AUGUUUAGCCUGCCUUCAAUUUUCAAAUCUGCAACUUACCAGGGUUUCACUGUAGCUUGUUCGACGGCUCUCCAAGUAUGCGAGAUUAAUGAAGAAAUUGUCUCAACUCCCAAGCUUAGAACUUUACUUCGGAAUCGUGGUAGAGAUACUUACUUACUUUCGCUGAACCAUAAUAAAAUUCAAGAUUUCGUGUGUCCAGUAUUUGUCAAAUACAUAGCAACCAACUCAAAAAAACAAUCUUUUACAGUCUCAUACCUCAUUAAUUCAUGUGGGUUGUCUCCACAAUCUGCUUUAAGGGCAUCCAAAAAAGUGCAAUUCGAAACUUCAAAAAGACCAGAUUUAGUGCUCACCUGGUUCAGGAACAAUGGCUUCUCAGAAACCCAAAUUUCAGAUCUCAUCAGAGUCCGUCCACGACUGCUUUUGUACAAUCCUGAGAAAACCUUUUUGCCAAAACUUGAGUUUUUUCGCUCUAAAGGCUUCUCAAGUCUUGAUCUUGCAAAAAUAUUUUGUUUCGGUCGUAUCUUGGAAAGUAGCUUAAAGAACCGUAUAAUCCCUUCCUUUACUUACCUUAGUAACUUGGUUCAAUCUACUGAAAAGACUAUUACGGUUGUUAAACGUUUUCCACCUAUUAUUUAUUGUGAUCUUCAAAAUGGUCUUCCUCCUAAAAUCAAUUAUUUGCUAGAUAAUGGUGUGCCUGAACCAAAAGUUCUUGUGUUUCUUUAUAACUGGCCUAAGGCUUUUGUAAGCUACCCUCGUUUGAAAGAGGCUGUGGACUUUGUAAAGAAAAUGGGUAUCACUCCUUCAAUGUCACAGUUUGUUAUAGCUAUUUGUAUAAUGUCGUUUACGCGAAAAUCUGAGUGGGAUAAGAAGUUUGAUGUUUACAAGAGGUGGGGUUUGUCUGAAGAAGAGAUUCUAACAGCAUAUCGGAAAAACCCUUGGUGUAUGAUGACAUCUGAGAAUAAGAUUAUGGCAAUGAUGGACUUUUUUGUGAACAAAAUGGGUUGGGAGGCUUCUGCCAUUGCUAAGCGGCCAGGUCUUUUUCAAUUGAGCAUGGAGAAGAGAAUUAUUCCUCGUGCUUCAGUUCUUCAGUAUCUGUCAACCAAUGGUUUGCUUAAGAAUAAACGUCUCUCGGCUACACCGUUUAAGCUAUGUGAAAAGACCUUCUUGCAGAAGUUUGUGAAUUGUUAUGAUGAAGCUCCCAGGCUAAUGAAGCUGUACAAUGAGAAGCUGGAUCUUUCAAAGGAGAUAAACUGA